This is a messenger RNA of Geodia barretti, 1587 nucleotides long. The record is from the annotation of a GenBank genome assembly. Lineage: Eukaryota; Metazoa; Porifera; Demospongiae; Tetractinellida; Geodiidae.
AUGGUGGUUCGCAGAAGAGUUGAUGACGCGCUUGACGACCUCAAGUCGAGGCGUGAAGAAGGACGCUCCGGCGGUGGAACCCGGCGCAUUGAGGCGCAGCACCGGCGCGGCAAGCUGACGGCGCGUGAGCGCAUCGAUCUACUCUUCGACCAAGGCAGUUUUGAGGAACUGGACCCUUUCGCUCUUCACCGAGCUACCGAGUUCGGCUUGGCAGACCAAAGAACUCUGGGCGACGCGGUUGUAACCGGCUACGGCAAGGUGAACGGUCGCCUGACCUUCGUGUACUCGCAGGACUUCACAGUGCUUGGCGGCUCUCUAUCCGAAGUAGUCGGCAAGAAGAUAUGCAAGGCAAUGGACCUGGCGGCGAACAGCGGCGCGCCGAUGGUCGGCCUCAUUGACUCCGGCGGCGCGCGCAUCCAGGAAGGCGUCCUCAGCCUCGCCGGUUACGCAGACAUCUUCCUUCGCAAUGUGCGCUCAUCGGGCGUCAUACCUCAAAUAUCUGUCAUCCUCGGUCCAGCCGCCGGAGGCGCGACCUACUCCCCUGCUCUUACGGACUUCAUAUUCAUGGUCAAGGGCACCGGGCAGAUGUACAUCACUGGCCCCGACGUAAUCAAGGCAGUCACCGGCGAAGUUGUCACGCACGAGCAGCUAGGCGGCGCGGACAGCCACGCAUCCCGCAGCGGCGUUGCCCACUAUUCCCUCGACUCAGAAGAGACCUGCCUUGGAGAAGUGCGGCGUCUGCUGGGCUUCCUGCCGCAAAACAACAUGGAAGACCCGCCUCGCUACGAUGCUUUCGACGACCCGACGCGCAGCGAUGAUGAACUCCUGUAUAUCAUUCCGGAUAACGCGAAUGCGCACUACGACAUGACGCAGAUCAUCGGGCACGUAGUAGAUGACGGCGACUUCAUGCAGGUGCAUGAGGCAUUCGCUCGCAACGUGAUUGUGGGAUUCGCCCGAAUGGACGGCAGGAGCGUGGGCGUCGUCGCGCAGCAGCCUUCCCACCUCGCGGGAGUGCUGGACAUAAACGCCUCCGAUAAGGCAGCUCGCUUCGUGCGCUUCUGCGACGCGUUCAACAUACCGCUAGUAACAUUCAUCGACGUGCCGGGAUUCCUGCCGGGCGCAGAUCAGGAGUAUGGCGGCAUCAUCCGGCACGGCGCAAAGCUCAUCUACGCCUACGCGGAGGCAAGUGUGCCCAAGAUAAGCGUACUCACCCGCAAGGCGUAUGGCGGCGCGUACAUCGUGAUGAGUAGCAAGGGAUUGCUGGGAGACAUCAACUACGCCUGGCCCACCGCCGAGAUAGCAGUAAUGGGACCUGAAGGCGCGGUCAACAUCAUCUACCGCGACGAGAUUUCUUCCGCCGACGAUCCGGACGCAAUCCGCAAUCAGUUGGUACAGGAUUACGCCGAUAGGUUGGUAAACCCAUACAUAGCCGCCUCGCACGGCUUGAUUGACGAUGUUAUCGACCCCGCCGACACCAGGAGCAAGAUUAUCAGCGCGCUGGAAAUGCUGGAGAACAAGCGCGAAGAACUCCGAAACGCAAGCAUGGGAGUAUUCCACUCUGAUGUCUGCCUCCCCACACAGCCUUGA